UCAAGACAAGAGACACUUCCGGCGGGGCGCCGUUGCCGUGGUUGCCGAAGGGCGGGCUUGAGGCCUACGUCGGGAAGCGUGCAGUUAAAAAGAAACGAAAAAGAAGGUGGGGGGGAAUCUCUUUCACGUGCAAGGUGGGGGUCUGUGCCCGAGAAGAGGAAGAAACUGAGGAGAAGAUGCAGAACUGAUGACUUACACUGAAUGGUGGAGUCUUGAUUCUCAUUUUGGGCACUGAAAUCCUCACUGGAGCUAUUUGCUGAUUUGGGGUGGCUCAUACAUUUCAUUGCAGACCAUUACAUACCCACAUAAUUGUCCAGGAGAAUGACCCAGGCCGAAAUCAAGCUUUCUUCUCUUCUGCUCUGUGAACAUUUUGGUGAAAUUGUGGAAAAGGUUGGAACACAGCUCAUCCGUAUGGGGGGACAGACGUUAUGGAUGAUUGCCCACAACACAGGCAUGUCGCUUGACCAGGUCCGGAAGGCUCUCUGUGUCCUCAUCCAACACAACUUGGUGAUGUUCCAGCAGCAGAAGCGAGGCCUGGUAGAGUAUGAAGCCCAACGUAGCCGAGUACUGCGGAUCCUCCGCUAUCCCCGCUAUAUUUAUACAGCCAAGACUCUCUACAGUGACACAGGUGAACUGAUUGUGGAGGAGUUGCUACUCAAUGGUAAAAUGACAAUGAGUGCUGUGGUGAAGAAGGUGGCUGACCGACUGACAGAGACAAUGGAAGAUGGUAAAACAAUGGAUUACAGUGAAGUCUCCACCACCUUUACGUGCCUGGCAGACACACAUUUUGUUCAGAGAUGCCCUUUACCUCCUGAAGGUUCUGAGUCUACAGAGACUCUGCCUUCUCCUGCACCCACAUUGGUCUGUAAUGAGAAGGACAUGUAUGCUGUUCCAAAGCUGAACCUCAUAGGAAAGGGAAAGCGGAAGCAUUCAGACAACACCAAGGAAGACGGUGAACGAGCAGGAAAGCGCUCAAAGAAAGACACAGAAAGCAAAGAGCCUCCUCCAGACAGUGGAAUCUACUGGCAAGUCAACAUUGACCGUUUCCACCAGCACUUUCGGGAUCAAGCGAUUGUCAGUGCUGUGGCCAACAGAAUGGACCAGACCAGUAGUGAAAUUGUCCGGACAAUGUUGCGAAUGAGUGAAGUCACAACCUCUUCUAAUGCCCCCUACACCCAGCCACUCUCUUCCAAUGAGAUAUUCCGAUUACUUCCGACUGGUUACAACAUCUCCAAGCAGAUUCUUGAUCAGUACCUAACCUUACUGGCAGAUGACCCUCGCCGGCCUCCUUCCCACCGCUGCGUCACCAAUUGCCGCAAAGCACACGGAGUACCUCCAUCGCAAAGCAGCCAGUCUGGGCACCCAGCAAUGCAACCAUCCAGCCGCUGCCACCACCAGCUCCAAUCCCUCAAGGCCAAUUCUCUAAGCCACGACGCAGGUAAGGGGAUAAGCCUUGGGCACCCUGCGCAGUUCUGCCCCAAGCUGCCAAGUAGCCUGACAAGGGAUGCAAGCCGCUUGGGCCAGAUAGAGGGCCAAUCCAGCUCGGUCCAGUCAGGAAACGACUCCAGAAGACUUCACCACCACAUGGUCCAAAACAGUAAGCCUCCGGCCAUCUGCCACAUACUAAGAUCCUCCAGCCGAGAGCACCCAUUCCAGACAAGCAUGCUGACUUGGCACCAUAAUGGGGAAACAAAAUGUUUUCUGCCUUACUAGUAUUUGAAAAAUGCUUCAGGAAUGUGGUGUCCUUUUGGUUUCCUUUUUUCAGACCUGAGAGACUUCUAUAUUCAGCCCUUUAUU
Molecule: messenger RNA, 1797 nt
Organism: Python bivittatus (Burmese python)
Lineage: Eukaryota; Metazoa; Chordata; Lepidosauria; Squamata; Pythonidae
Source: RefSeq, a predicted model, not a curated record